This is a messenger RNA of Cuscuta europaea, 4978 nucleotides long. NCBI's taxonomy places the organism in Eukaryota, Viridiplantae, Streptophyta, Magnoliopsida, Solanales, Convolvulaceae. The record is from the annotation of a GenBank genome assembly.
ACUUUGGAAGAAACCCAAACUCGACAUAAUAGACAGUUGAAAUUGGCAAACAGGGAAAAAGAACGAAAACUAAAAGAAAAGUAGGGCCGGGCGUGAAAGCAGAACGCACAGGGGUUUCCAUGUGAUUUCAGAAAACAGCGAAUGAUAAUAUUGAAGAAGACCAGCGGCAGCUGUUGACUUCCGUAGAAAUCUCAGAUACGGGGUUGCACCGGGUUUCUGGUAUCGAAUUGCAGCUCCAGUUAGGGUUUACUCCCAUUCUCGGAAGAGGUAAACCACUGUUCUAUUAUUACUUCUGAACUUUUAAGUCUUGUAAUCAUUUCGAGAUUUACGUUCAUCGAUUGAUUAUCUAGCUGCAUUAACUGCUAUAAUAUGCCUAACGUUUUAGGCUUCGAUAGUAAUAUUGUACUCUCUUGGGGUCUCACUUGCUCCUUCUAUUACAAUGAAAUGAAUGAAUUUUGUUUCUUGCGAGUUGUUUUCCUUUUCUUUUUUAAAUCACCAACUAAUAAGUUCGCUCUCUCCUUUUUUGGGUAUUUUAAUUGGUCCAGUUAUUUUCAAGUUGGAGUCAUGGAUUAAAUAUUUACUCCAUUCAUCCACCCAGUUUUUAAUUAUGUAUCCUAGUAUCCUUUUUCAAUGAUUUUCUUUCUUAAAAAAUGAUCUUCUUUCUUCCUUUUCUUCAGGUUUGGGUUUAUCUGCCGAUUGGGUAAUUGUGAUAUGGCUUAUUUCGUACAAACCUUUAUUUUAAGUUUUGAAUUGCUCGAUUGUUGUUUUGUACCGGUAGUACUUUGUGCUGAACAACAGGGUGACGUUGCUCUACAGAUUUUCCUUUUGCAAAUGAAAUAUUUUUUUAUUUGCCUCUGUUGGGUAUUGAAAUAUGGAUCUCUUCGGUGUUCAUACUUUUUUAUUCUCUAAUGAAGUUAUGGUUUAAGAAAGGCUAUUAUUCAAUUUAGACCUCCCCAUUACCUUCUUAGCUAGUGAGAAGAAUGCAAUCACCAUGUGUGAGUCAACCAUAUGCAAGUAGAAGUUUUUAACAUUACUAUUAAUCUUUAUAUGGUUAUAUUUGUAAAACCUCUACUGCUUAAUGCCCAUUCAAUGUAUAAUACUUUUGUUGAGGGGUGGGGAAGGUGAUAAGAACUUAAGUACUUAUUUGUGUUGAAUCCUGAUCGUGACUGUGCAGUAGGAGUUUCUCCAAAGGCUGUUCUCAGGGAUACAUAUGAAGUAUGGAGAUAACACGUGCAAGUGGUGCAACUAUUAGACUUUGUACCAAAAUGUAAAUUCCAGGACAAGUUUAAAAAGCCUUAAUUUUGUAAGGGGAACCACCAUCCUCUUCAAGAAUUGAAAUGUUGAUAUUAUUAAAACAUGAUAUAAUUUGCCACUAGAUUGAUAUGACUCAAUAACACCCAUAUUGGGUGUUGUGUUGUCAAUCGUUCGAUGUUAACAUCAUUACUAAGUCAGACUCUGAACCAUUUGUUGCAUGCAUUUCCAACAAUUUAUGCCAUAUGUAUUUUACCAUUAGAAUGCAUACUUACACAGUUAUGGCGGUACUCUAAUGUCAAAUAAAUGUGUAGUAUACCUACUGUUUGGGGUUCACAUUAAUUGGUGUAAUUUCAUGUGACAUAAAUGGAACUAGUAGUGAAUAACAUGCACCUCUAUGUAUCCAACUAGCUUCAUGUUCUUUUUCCCUACAAAAUGAGGUAUUGAUUGAUUUAAAACUAAGACAAAAUGAGGAAGAAAUCACAUUUAUAUUUGAAAUCCUUUAGAAGCAUUUGGCUGCCUUAACUAUUAAAUAUAGAACAUAAAGGCCAUCACACUUUGAGUUGAUCAUUACUGACCUGCAUAAGUCGUACACGGACACUUGUGCACUAAGAACUACUCCGUAUUAAACAGCACUUCAACUUUCUGGUAGAAGUAAGAGUCAAGCUUUCUUUUUCUUCCUUUUUUUCCUGGGGUUGGGCAUCUUUUGUUAUUUUCAUUUUCAUAUUCAAAAUUAUUCACUUUUGAUAAUUAUAUUUUGGCCUUCAGUAUUGCAGUGCGUUAAUUCUUGAUUUUAUUCUGCAGGGUAAGCAUAUGAUGUCAUAAAUAUUAUAUAUUAAUUAUGAAGACACUUGAGGACUUCUUUGAUUUGACCGAAAUUAAUAAUGGGCUUGAGACUCCUAUUCGGGUCAAGGAGCUUAUUGCUAUUAUACAAAAGGAAAAAGAUGGUGAUGCCAAUCGGAGUAUAGCUGAUGCAACUAAACAGUGGUCUGCUGUUGCGUGCACCAUAGCUGCAACUAAUAAUGAAGAUUGUCUUCAACUUUUUAUUCACUUAGAUGGUCUGAAUUUUAUUGACAGUUGGCUGAAGGACGUUCAGAAGUUUUCUAAUGACUCGAUUGAUGAUGAUGAUGAUGAUGAUGAUAAUAAUAAUAUUAGUUUCAGAAUAGAAGAGUCGAUCACUGAUUCACUUCGGGCAGUAGAGAAGUUGGUGCAUGUGUGCAACGAGGAAUCAGCUUCUUCUGGAAUCAGAAUAUCUGUUGAGAAGCUCCUUGGUCACAAGAGUUUAAAGGUGCAAGAGAUGGCAAAAGCUCUCAUUGAUAAAUGGAAGCAAGGUACAGUUUCUGUUUCCAUGGAUGUUGAACUUGUAAAUCUAGAAGAAAAAGGUUUGUCAGAAUCUUCAUGCGGGGUUGUUCGUCAUUCAGACGAAGGGUGCAAUGAACAUGAUAGAGACAAUCUUCUUCCUUCUUUGAGAUCUGAAGAAGCAUCUGAUAAAUCUUUAGAGUAUAAAAUAAUGCAAAAUGGGCCAUCCACUUAUGUGAACUCUCCUUCACUGACAAUGCAAAAUGGCGAUCUUCAUAAUGAGGAAGAAAGCACUAAGUUGAUGCAUCCAGAACAUGGCACUCUGAAUGAACAGGGUAAAAACAAUUCUAAUGAGGGUUUGAAGGGUAGACAGAAAACAGGCAGUUCAGAUACAUUAGAUGACACAGUUUUCUCAUCAGAUGCUGAAACAAAGGAUGCAAUGGGUAAAGGAAGUGAAUAUGGAAAUCAUUGCAGAAGCACAACGCCUGUGGUGAUUGAAGCUAAUGAAAGUUCCAAAAGAAGCAAUUUUGGAAGGGAGGAGUCUGAUGAGGAAGAUCAUAGUGGUUAUGAAAGUGAUGGUGAUCUUCCAUUUGGACAAUUUUACAUGGGGAAUAAAGAUGCUGCUGAUAUGAUUAGUAUCAAGAAAUCUAAUGAUCAUGAUUUGGGCUGCUGCGGCAUCAUGGAUCCAAUAGAGGUAGCUCUGCAAGUUGCCAUGGAAGUGGGGAGAGAGUUUGAGCACAGCUCUGUGAAAAAGACAGCCACAGUUCAUCAUGAGGAGACCACCAAUAGCAUUCCAACAUCAGAUUCUGAGAGUGAAAAACACGGCGAAACUAGUACUACUACUACAACUGAUUCCUCCUCAAACAAGGGGGAGGAGGCACAAAAGGUAAUUAUCUGUCCUCCUAUUUGUGAUAAUGAUGCUUCCCGGGCUGUUGGUGGGGGGGAUGUAAAUAUUUCAGCAGUCGAUAAAACACAAGACCUGAUGGAUUCUUCUCUGGUAACUAUUGGUGUGAAGGGUUCAUGUGAUUUUGAUUUAAAUCAAGAAGUGUUCACGGAAAAAGAUGCAGCGGAGCAGCAACAUAGCAACUGCCGCCUUGAUAUUGAUCUAAAUAUGUGUGAUGAAGACGCUGCUGUUGGAGGAGAAGCUAAGAGAUGUCUGGAUUUGAACACCAGAGAUGAAGAAGAUAAUAACAUGGCUGCUGCUGGGGAGGAGUCUUCUUCUGUAGAUGAAGCAGCGGGUGUUUCCAAAAUGCCUCUAAGGGGGGUUGAUGUUGAUCUUAACUGUGUAACCGAAGAAGCUCAUCCAACUGAUUGGAGGGGGAUGGAGAGACGACUGCUAUCUUCAUAUCCAAACAGUCUCCACCAAAGUCAAUCUCGUCCAUCUUCCUCAUCCUCAUUUCUUAACAUUGACCUAAACGACAAUCGGGGGUUUCUUCAUGAUUAUUCCUCAAAUCACUUGUCCAAUUUCACCAACCAUUCUCUACAUGCUGUGUCCAUCAUGGGCAUGAGAGUUGACUUGAACAAAAAAGAGUCUCUUGUACCAGGACAUCCAAAAAUGCCCUUGGACCCCGUUCAUAAUAGUGCUGAGGGGAUGGAAUCCCUGUUUGCAUACCCUCGCCCGGCCCCAGGUUAUAAAAAUAAUUACAACCGUAUAACAGCACCUGGACAUGCUUAUGGAUCGGUGGGCCAUGUUCCCUGCAUGGUUGAUUUUAGAGAAGUCCCAGUUACACCUCGCAUGGUGGGACCCACUUUGGCUAUGACUCAUGUUUUCCCUCAACUGCAACCGUAUGGGCAACCGAUAAUGACACCGCGAAGUGGUUUUGAUCUGAACAACAGUGGCUUGAUGAUUUCACCACCACCUCCUGAUGCCAGAGAAUUGAACCGACAAUAUUUGGACCCUCUUCUUCAGCCCAUCUCACAACCAUCAACAAGUUCCACUGUUGGUGAGAAACGGAGAGAGCCUGAGGGUGGGUGGGAGCCUUACCCUUGUAACUUUUUCAAUCGCCAUUGAAAUACAACUUUUUUGGUGGCUUUUUGGAUCACUUUUAAGAGAGUAUUUAUCAUUUAUUUGAUGGAGGCAAUCAGUUUUCUGAUGGUUAUAGCCAUAGAUGAUUAAUGAAGAAGAUAUGACAGCAGCCUUCUUAUACUGAUACAGGCAUACAGCUGUCGAAGGAAGUUAUAAAAGUUACAGUAUAACUUUCAUACUUAAGAUAGGGCAUUGAAUAAUAAAAGUUAUUUAUGUUAAACAUUUUUUCCUUCUGCGGCACUCAUUUAGAUUUUAGAUCAGUCAAAUUUAGAUACGCUAAUACUGUUGAAUGGUAAGAUUCAAGCUCAAUUGUGAGCUGUUGUUCUUUUAAACAAUCAUUUUGUCUUUUAAACAGAUAGGCGUUUUCUUCUUAAAACAAUUUGGGUUCAUGUUUUCUUCUUA